This is a messenger RNA of Osmerus eperlanus (European smelt), 1452 nucleotides long. RefSeq names its product putative nuclease HARBI1. The transcript has 4 exons. Lineage: Eukaryota; Metazoa; Chordata; Actinopteri; Osmeriformes; Osmeridae. The coding region runs from base 1 to 1071 and encodes 356 amino acids. The record is from RefSeq and is a predicted model, not a curated record.
AUGAAGGCCCAAAAUUGUGUGUUCCUUUCUGCUCUGACAAUGGCAUGCCCAUUCGUGCGAGAUGUGGUGGAUGAAGAAGCACUUGUGCUGAGGAGAGCCUUCAGGCGAGAAAGGGUCUUCAGGGACCGGUUGGACCCACUGGCCUUCCCUGAUGACCAUCUAUAUGAAAGAUACAGGUUUUCUGCAGAUGGCAUCAGGUAUCUAUGCAGACUACUGGGUCCCAGGAUUAAGCACCGCACUGCACGGAGCCAUGCACUGAGUGUGGAGCAAAUGGUUUGUGUGGCCUUGCGCUUUUUUGCUAGUGGAGCCUUCCUGUACUCAGUGGGGGAUGCAGAACAGCUGAACAAGGCCACAAUUUGCCGCACAAUAAGGAGUGUGUGUCUGGCUAUCAAAGCAUUAGCAGAUGUCUUCAUCUCCUUCCCUGGCCACAGAAGACUCUGUGACAUCAAAGAGGAGUUCUAUAGGAUUGCAGGUUUCCCCAAUGUCAUUGGUGCAGUGGACUGCACACACAUAAGGAUAAAAGCCCCCUCAGGUGCCCAUGAGGCCGAUUUUGUGAAUAGGAAAUCCUUUCACAGCAUUAAUGUUCAGAUGGUCUGCAAUGCUGACUGUGUGAUCAGCAAUGUUGUGGCAAAAUGGCCUGGCUCAGUCCAUGACUCCAGAAUCUUUCGGGCCUCUGAAAUCGAUCAGUGCCUAUCACAAGGUGAAUUCUCUGGUGUGUUGCUGGGAGACAGGGGGUAUGGCUGCCAGCCUUUUCUCCUGACACCUUUCACAGACCCCCAGGAAGCACAGCAGGCCUACAACCAUGCCCAUGCCAGGACCAGGGCCAGAGUUGAAAUGACCUUUGGCCUCCUGAAGGCACGCUUUCACUGCCUUCACAAAUUAAGGGUCAGCCCUGUUAGGGCAUGUGAUAUUACUGUGGCUUGUGCUGUCCUCCACAAUGUGGCCUGCCUGAGGAAGGAGAGGGCCCCCAGAGUGCCACCAGCCAUGGACUGGGACAAUCCGGCAAUCUUCCCUGAUGACGACAGUGGUCGGCUGCUGAGGGACCAAUAUGUGUUGAAUUAUUUUAGUUAGUAUGUGUGCUUUCAAUUUUGGUUAAAUAUGUCCUGCGGUGGCAGAGGAAUUUGGGUUUUUUUGGGUUCGUUUUUUUACGAAUUUGGCCUCUUAUGAUGUUUGUGCGGUAUACUGUGUGUAAUACAAGGCUGCAGGGAGGCUACUGCAUCCAUUCAUUUGUCUGUUCAGUUGAUGUGUAUGGAUUUGUCCUGCAUUUAUUUUAGUGUGCAGACAUGCAGGGUGUGUUAUAUACAGACCUUUGAAUGUGUAUGUAUCAUUUUGUAUAAUAUGCUUGGAUUCUGUGCUUUCCAUCUUGUAGAGUCACUGUGACUUCAGUUUCGAAAGGAGCUGAUGGUUUACCUGCUUUGUUUUGUCCUUAUUCAAUAAAGGAACAUAAUGUUA